AUGUCUUCCUUCACGACCACCUCCUCCCCGGCUCGCCCCACCCUCUUCGGCCUCUUCGAGCGCCCCGCGACCCCCGAGCGCGACAUUGAAGCCCAGACUUCCUCUCCGGUCGCCCCUCCUUCCCCUGCGCGCACCCACACUCCCCGCGCGCGCAGCGAAGACGCGGUGGACCCGAUCGACACCUUCUUCGGCGUCUCGCACUCGCGCUCGCGCGAAUCCCUCGCCCUCUCCGCGGGCACGCGCGACAGCCGCCACGACGAGCUCCGCCACUCGACCCUCGUCGAGUCCGAGACCGCGACGCUCGCCCCGCCCUCGUACGAGGAGAGCCUCGCGCCCCCGGCAUACACCCAGGUCUCGGACCAGCCCACGCUCGCGAUGUAUCUCUUCAAGUUCGGUUUCCUGUUCCCCCUCUUCUGGGUGGCCGGUGCCUUCAUCCUCCUCUCCCCGCUCAACGCGCCCGAGGGCUGGGAACCCUCGAAGCCUGAACACGAACGCCAGGAGAUCAUCGAGUCCAUGCGCCGCACCGAGGUCCGGUGGGCGAAGCGGUGCCUCUAUGCGCUCCUCGUCUUCGGCGUCCUCAUAGUCGCCGUCGGCCUCAGCGCGUUCCUCAUCCUGCGGUCCUGA
Messenger RNA from Epithele typhae, 624 nucleotides. RefSeq lists its product as uncharacterized. Bases 1 to 624 code for a protein of 207 amino acids. The record is from RefSeq and is a predicted model, not a curated record. The transcript has 2 exons. NCBI's taxonomy places the organism in Eukaryota, Fungi, Basidiomycota, Agaricomycetes, Polyporales, Epitheliaceae.